AGAGAGAGAGAGACUGAUUAGAGCGCGGGACCUCUGUAAGUUGAACAGUGACCUGGUAUAAAGUGGUCGUUUGGAGGAAUAAUAAAUGAUCAUGAGUGAACCAGUUGCCGAUUUUUCUGGAAGCUGGAGAAUGAAAAGCUCAGAAAACUUCGAGGAGCUGCUGAAAGCGCUGGGCGUAAAUGUCUUUCUGAGGAAAAUCGCAGUAACAGCAGCAUCCAGGCCCUCAGUUGAGAUCAAGCAACAGGGAGAGACUCUGUCCAUACAGACGUCCACCAGUGUUCGCACUACUCAUGUGUCCUUCACCGUGGGUCAGAUCUUCAACGAGACCACUGUAGAUGGACGACCGUGCACGAGUUUUCCAAAAUGGGACACUGACAGAAAGAUCACCUGUGAGCAGACGCUUCUGAAAGGUGAUGGACCUCAGACGUCCUGGACUCGUGAGCUGAACGAUAACGGGGAGCUGGUAUUGACUAUGAGUGCUGGAGAUGUCGUCUGUACUCGUGUCUAUGAGCGAGAGUGAGGUCUCACAUUUUUGGUCUCUCUCAGUUCAUCAUUUAUUCCGUGGUACAAGUGAUCAUGUUUGCUGUCUCCUAUCAACUGCUACCAGUCUUCUGAUAUCUCAUCGUAUAUAUAAUAUCAUUGUGUUUACAGCACAGUGCAAAAGUAUUUGCCCCUUCUAUCUUUGCAUAUUGGUCACACAUUAUUGUUUCAGAUUCUCAUCUAAACUGAAUCUAAAGAAAAUAUUUUUACAGAUUUCCAAACUCCAGGAGAGAUGAUAAAGUAAAAUUAUGGACAUAUAUAAAUCUGGAAAGACUUACUAUAUUCUCUAUGGUUCAGGGAUUCCACAGUACGAACAUUAUCUACAAAUAGCAGUGGUGGUACCUCAAGUGGUUAAGGCUCUGGGUUGUUGACCAGAAGAUUGGGGUUUGAGCCCCAGCACUGCCAAACUGCCAAUGUUGGGCCCUUGAGCAAGGCCCCCAACCCACCCUGCUCCAAGGGCCCUUGUCAAACUCGCUCAAAUCCUUACACUUGUCCAUUUUUCCUUCUAACACAUCAACUUUGAGGACAAACUUCACUUCACCUCUCACUGCUCAGAAUGUUAUUACUGAUCGGUGUAUGGCUCUCAUUAGCACAGCAUCAUCAUCCUACGCACAGUGAAACAUGGUGGUGGUAGUGGGAUGGUGUGGAGAUACUUUGCUGCUUGAGGGCCUGAGAAAUUGACUAAUAAUUGAUAGAACUAUGAAAUCUGCUCCUACUGAGUUUGAGUUUGCACAAGAGCAGAUCAUCCACUGAAUGAAUGAAAUCCUGAACCCCAGUGAGAUGCAGCUCAUGUUAGAAAGCUCUUCAGUGGGCCAGAAUUCCUCCUUUUAGUAACCUAAAAGACUGAUCACAAGCAUUUGGUUGGAGAUGAUGCAAUGGGGGGGGAAUUACUUUUUUCCAUUUAGUGAUAUAGCUUUAAACACUGCUCUUCUUGUCUUGUAUUACAUUUUGUCUGAGGAACCGAAGCCAUUUUGUGUGACAAAUAUGCAAAAUAGAAAAAAGCACUAAGAGUAAGUGUGUGCGUGUGUGUGUCUUAAACCCUGUAUUUUGGCCAGUUCUUGACCACAAUUCUGCAUGAUUUAUUGUCUAAUAUUCAAUAAAACCAU
Hemibagrus wyckioides is the source of this 1646-nucleotide messenger RNA. It is a transcript of the gene crabp2b, whose product is annotated as cellular retinoic acid binding protein 2, b. Gene Ontology annotation, biological process: fatty acid transport. Bases 86 to 520 code for a protein of 144 amino acids. NCBI's taxonomy places the organism in Eukaryota, Metazoa, Chordata, Actinopteri, Siluriformes, Bagridae. The transcript has 4 exons. The record is from RefSeq and is a predicted model, not a curated record. Gene Ontology annotation, molecular function: fatty acid binding. Gene Ontology annotation, cellular component: cytosol; nucleus.